Molecule: messenger RNA, 1504 nt
Organism: Nicrophorus vespilloides
Lineage: Eukaryota; Metazoa; Arthropoda; Insecta; Coleoptera; Silphidae
Exons: 5
Coding region: 20-1273 (417 amino acids)
Source: RefSeq, a predicted model, not a curated record
UCUUGUUAGACUAAAAAUAAUGGAGCAAGAUUUAUAUGUGUUCGGUGGUAACUUUUCGGAAAUACGUUAUAAAAAUUUUCUAGAUUGGUUUGUACGAAUUUCUGACAUUAAAUUACAUUGGAAACAUGAACCCAGCUAUUUAAUUGCCCAAUUCGCGUUUAUCUUUGGAGCUGCUGUUACAGCAAUUCACGCAUUUUCCAAAUGCAACAGAUUUAGGUAUUUGUGGAUAGGAACUCUUCUACAUGGACUUGUUGUGGAAUCAAUGUCUUAUUUAGUACCAGACAUCGAUAAUUUCUGGCAUUCGCAGACGCAUGUUGUGUUUUUUGGACACAGACUUCCAUUGCACAUAAUAUUUUUGUAUCCUUGCUUCAUAUAUCAAGCAUCUGUAGCUGUAGCCAAACUGAAACUACCCAGAUGGGCUGAGCCUUUCGCCGUGGGUCUUUGCACAGUCCUAAUAGACAUACCAUACGACAUAAUAAGCGUCAACUUCUUGCAUUGGACUUGGCAUGAUACGGAUCCCAAUAUUGAAGAUCGCAUGUUCUGGGUACCAUGGAACUCCUACUACUUCCACGCCUGUUUCGCCGCCAGCUUCACAUUCUGGUUCCAUUUCAUCCCCAAAACGAUCUGCAAAAGCAAAGAUAAAUGGGAUUGCCAUAGUUUUUCAAACGAAAUGUUAAGCACAGCCUUUGCCAGUGUAUUAGGAACUCCCUUCGGCAUUCUUCUGUUCAUACCUAUAUAUCAUCCCUUGCACGAUAUUUACGGAGUGCACAGCUCCAUCACUUUCUCCAUAAUCCUUUUGAUUUUCCUUGUGGUAAUUGGGUUUGGUUGUAAGAAUAUCGCGAGGAAUGUUACGAAUUUCGCUCGAGUAGAUUAUUUACUUGUAACACAUCUAGUGUUGCAUUACCUAACAUUCUUAGUUAUACCAAUAUUUUUCGAUCCCAAGAAGGAAAUUUCUGUAGGUCUUAAAGAACCUAUUGGUCCGUGCGAUGAAGUGGUCUCUGUUAAAACAGCGUUUGGAAUGAUGUUACAGAAGAAGAAAUAUUUGUGCGCCAGGGAUUUCCAUGAAGGGUACUUCAAUUGGGAUUGUUUGAGUGAAGUCCCGGCGGAUGGUUCAAUUUGGUAUACCGCAUGUGGAGCGGCGUUGAAAAAUCCAUUAGGAAUGAUGUUUACAGUUGUCCUGAUGGAAAUUCUAGCACUGAUCGUCUUUAGGUUUUUGCAUUUUCAUUCUGUCGAGCAAAGAUCUAGCAAUUCACAAAAGAACAAACGUCGAUAAUAAUAUGAAACUGCUUUCAUCUAAAACAGAAAAUGUUAAAGAAUUAUCUGUAUUUGCUUAUUGGAAGACUUACUUUUUGCUACUGCAAAUUAUGUAAUGCUUGAUAUUUCUAGAUUUUGUUCUAAAUUCCAACAAACAUAAUUGAUUUGUCUUCGUUUUCUGCUUAUAAUUCAUAAGGAAAAUCGUCCUCAAGAAAAAUAUUAACAAAAGCUUGACAAUACUUCUAUAAAA